UGUAACCAUGGCGGAGGAGGAGGUUAACUACGCUUCGGUUGUAUUCAAAAGUAAGAAAUAUCGUCCAACCCAAGCUAGAAAGGAGGAGGAAACUGUGUAUGCUGAAGUGAAGGGGCAGAGUAAAAAAACUGAAGAAACUGCUGACACAAACGCAGGAGUUUUGCUCGACAAGAAAGCAAACAACAGACGUCUCCAGUAUCAGCAGCUGGCCUGUUGUUUGGGGAUUCUUUGUGUCAUUCUGCUGUUGGGCAUCAUAGCAGUCGUCGUCCUCUACCACCGGUUAAGUCCUGAAAGUGAGCUGAUGGCUGCCAAUCACAACCUGACAAACCUCAACAACAAUCUCAUUUUAGCCAAUGAAAAGUUGAGGAGGGACAACAACAAUCUGACAGUCCAGUUGAGCAACCUGACACAAAACUAUACUGUCUCAGAAAGCAAGAUCACAAACCUGAAUGCAGAGGUCCAGAACCUGAGAGCAGUAAACCAGCAGCUGGAGACACAGAGGAACAACUUAACAGAAGAAAUACAAAACAUGGAGACAGACUGGAAUAAACUCAUCAUCAUUCAAGCUCAGUGGAGCAUUGAUGCCUACUGCCCCAAAACAAAUGACGUUUCAGUGAGAGUGUGUAAAGCUUGUCAGAAUGGCUGGUUACCCAAAGAGUCCAAGGCGACCAACUGCUAUGCGUAUAAUAACGCUAAAGCUCCUGAUCAGAAAACCUGGGAAGAAGCUCGAGAAAACUGCAGAGGAAAGGGUUCAGAUUUGGCUGUUGUACAUAAUGAAGAGGAAAAGGAUGAACUCUAUUAUUACAGCAAAGGAACUGAUGGAUACUGGUUUGGCCUGAGAGCUGAAGGUGGGAGAUGGAAGUGGAUUGAUGGAAGUGAUCUGACUGUAAGCUACUGGACACCACAACUACCUCCUACUGAUGGUCAGUGUGUAAUGUCUGUCCAGAACGUAGGAUGGAGAUCAGUGAGCUGUGCUGAGAAAAAACAAUGGAUCUGCAAAAUGAAGGCUUUAUCUGUUUAAACACUGCAGUCAGACUAUGCAUGAUAAUAUCAACUGGCUUAUAAAUAUCAAACUGUAAAGUCUUCUUUUUUUUUUUAUAAAAAGGAUCAGGCGUUUCAUUUAUAUAGAAAAAGAGAAAAGGAAUAUUUACAGUGAAUUAUUUUUCAAAGCUGUUUGUGUGUCUCGGAAUAAAAACAGACACUUAGAAUUUGAAUACAUUUAGAUAUUUGAUUAUAUAGGUAUGCUAAUGUUAGUCUGUGGAACAUACAGUGACUAGACUGAAGGGACACUGUUAUCAUUGAUACCUGUUGAAUGGGCUUUUGUUCUGCUUUGUUAGAGAUGUGAUGCUUAUAAUUAGUAUAUCAGCAGAUUGAUGACAGGGACAGACAGACUGCUCAGUUUCCUGUUUCCUAUGUAUCAUGGAACAUAUAUUGUUGCUACUCAUUGGCCAAAAUGGGGGCACUGCAUCACUUGUUCUUAACAGAAUGUCCUCAGAGCUUUUUGCUUCAGCAUGUUAGGAACAUUAAAAUGUAAAUUUUUUCUAUUUAUCUAUAUAGAAAGCAAAUUCAUGUUUUAUUACAUUGAAUAAAAAUGCUGCGAAAAAUUA
Perca fluviatilis (European perch) is the source of this 1607-nucleotide messenger RNA. Its product is annotated as asialoglycoprotein receptor 1-like. The record is from RefSeq and is a predicted model, not a curated record. The transcript has 7 exons. Lineage: Eukaryota; Metazoa; Chordata; Actinopteri; Perciformes; Percidae. The coding region runs from base 8 to 1021 and encodes 337 amino acids.